AUGACUACUACUAGUGUCGCUGACUUUUCACCCUCUUACGAAGACGAAGAAAAAGAUCCGGAAUCUGGUUCGCUUGAUAUAGUCGAAUCUUCGUUGGAUGGUCUAACUAUGGAUACAACAGCACAAGAUAGUAACGAACACAAAGAACCACAAUCAGAAUUACCCGUCUCAUCAUCAGCACCACCAUCAGCCAGAAGAGGAAGAAGAGCAAAACGUAAUGAACUAACGGAAGUAAAAACACAACCUGUACCUCCUGCACCUUCUACAAAUAGUCGCCCACGCCGUUCACGACAAACUAGAAAAACAAUGCAGUAUGAUGAACUGAUUACGCAACCACAACAUCGAUCAGCAACUGAAGUUAAUCAUAUCACAAAAACAAAAGCUCCACGAAGCUAUUCAACAGAAAUCAACGAUAACGGUGGAGUGCCAGUUCGAUAUGAAAUAUCCGACGUUGUUUGGGGAAAAGUGUCUGGCUCUCCAUGGUGGCCUUGUCUGGUAGUCGCAGAUCCAACUGAUCCACAACAGUCACAUACAAAAAUUGUUGGUAAUCAACGUCCAAAACGAUCUUAUUUUGUCGUAUUUUAUGGUUCAACAGCUGAUUUUGCUUGGCUAGGUGAUUCAUCAAUUAUUUAUUUUAAAGGUGUGGAAGAAUUUACAAAAUAUGCACAAGAAGUUGUCGACCAGGCACAAACAAAAUCAAUGAAAGAACAACUAACUGAACGUUUUCAGUUAAAAAUAACUAUUGGCCGACGUGAUGAUUGGGAAAUGGCUGUUAGUGAGGCGAAUGAAGCUCUAAAUCAAUCACCAGCACAACGGUUGCAAGAAAUGGAACCAAAAUUUGAUUUUUAUACACAGAAAAUUGGUCCAAAAGGAAAUAAACGUAAAUUAACAGCACCAAGCACAACAUCAAAAUCAGAAGAUAUAAAAUCAUUAACACUGCCGGAUAAUAAAUCAUUGGCUGAAAAAGCGGAGAAAACCUUUGAAUUUAAAGAUGAUGAUAACGAUUCAGUAACUGAUAUAAUAACGAAACCGUCACCGCUUCAUGUUAAAAAUUCACCGAAAACAGUUAAUCAACAAUCUCAGCAAUAUCCAUUAAAUGAUAAUCAACAAGAAGCUCCAGCCAGUAAACGUAGACGGAAGUUAAAUAUCAAACCCAUUGAGAAAAGUACACAGGAUAGUGAAACAACAGUAACAAAACGACGAAAUAAUCGAAAAAAUUCUUUACCAACAACAAUUGUCGGACGAACCGCUAACGGAAGUACUGUGUCAUAUCAGCAACGUCGUUCUUCGGUUAGAGAUGGUUUACGAAACAAUAACAAUGUGAAUUCAGCUACUUCUGAUUCGACGAACUCGACACCGUUAUUGUCUAACGCAAAAUCAUCAACAUCAAGAAAAAGUAAUGAACAGCAACAAAAACCCACGAAAAGUGCAAUGAAGAAAGCAACUCAAAUGUCACAAAAUCAUUCGAUUGAUGAUCAAACACAAUCAUCUGAAGUAAAUCCUUCAUCAAGUGCUGUAAAUGAUUUUCACACAUUUCAAACCGUCAGUCCAACCGUGACAAAAAAAUUCAUUGCUCGAAGAUCGCAACUACCAAACACAGUGAAAGAUGAACCAAGGACUAUCCAGGUAAAAGAAUAUACAUUAUACUAUUAUUUGAUACUUUCUUUAUUUUGAACAGGGUGGUUCAAAAGUGGCUUUACUGGAGAAAAAUUUGAAUAUCAGCGCCAUCUUUGGAGCAAACGAACUGAUUUUUUUUACCGCUGAUAGAGGAGUGUUUAUAGGUCAUAUCCAUAAGAAAAAUGUUUAAAAGAACUGUUUUGAAGUAUUAUUGUUGACUUCAAUAAAAAGUGUAACCUUAAACGAGUUACGAAAAACAGUAUUGCAGUUUUCUCAACGAAUCCUAGCUGUUUACAGUUGAAACUUCAGGGUACACUGAGUAACAAGACAUGCAUCUAUGGUAUAAAUUUGAGACUCAACAACAAUAGUUUGAAGAAUCAAUCGAAAAAUAUAAUAUAUAUAACAUAUCGUUUUUUUUUUUGUUAAGGAAAUAAAUUGGUUCCUUACCUAUCAUAGGUCAGUUUUUUUAUUGAAAUCAAGUGUAUACUGUGAGGCAGCAUUUUUAAACGUUUUUCUUAUGGAUAUGACCUGUGAACACUCCUCUAUCAGCGGUAAAAAAACCCAGUUAAUUUGGUCCAAAGAUGGCGCAGAUAUUCAAAUUUUUUUUCAGUAAAGCCACUUUUGCACCACCCUGAGUAUUAUUAUUCUCUUAGAAAUCUCUUUUUGGCUGUAGUUGCCAACAGUGUUAUAAUGAACUUUGCCAAUAUAUGGGC
This is a messenger RNA of Didymodactylos carnosus, 2330 nucleotides long. NCBI's taxonomy places the organism in Eukaryota, Metazoa, Rotifera, Eurotatoria, Philodinida, Philodinidae. The record is from the annotation of a GenBank genome assembly.